AUGGGUGAAGGUCUGCUGGAUUUGAGGUCUCAGCUUGGAUUUUACAAGUUUUAUCACCACAACCCUAGGAACGUUUUGAUCCACUCCAUAUUUGUUCCUACCAUCCUAUUCAGUGGUUGCUGUAUGCUCCACAGGGUCAAAAUAUAUCAGGGCAUUUCAUUGACUGCCGUGCUAAGCGUUUCAUUUUCCAUAUUUUAUUGCCUUUUGUAUUUCCCUACAGGACUAUUAGCAGGAGUUCUUUUACUUUUAUUAAAUCUUGCAUUGAUCGAUCGCAGGGUCGAUUUAACAUUUAAGCAGGAACUGAGUUUGUUUGUUAUUGGUUGGAUUUUCCAGUUUGUUGGCCAUGGCGUCUUUGAGAAGAAGAGGCCGGCAUUGGUUGACAAUCUAGUUCAGAGCUUGGUGCUGGCGCCGUAUUUUAUAAUGUUCGAGUUCCUUUUCAAAUUGGGUUUCAUGCCUCGGUUAAAGGCAACCCUCGAGCAUGAUCUUGAAAUUAAGCAAAGAAAUUCGCGGAAGCAAAAACAAUGA
Molecule: messenger RNA, 525 nt
Organism: Saccharomyces paradoxus
Lineage: Eukaryota; Fungi; Ascomycota; Saccharomycetes; Saccharomycetales; Saccharomycetaceae
Gene: MPO1
Product: 2-hydroxy-palmitic acid dioxygenase MPO1
Exons: 1
Coding region: 1-525 (174 amino acids)
Biological process (GO): sphingoid catabolic process
Cellular component (GO): endoplasmic reticulum
Source: RefSeq, a predicted model, not a curated record